AUGUGGAACAGAGGGUACCUCGAGUUUACUCCGUUGAACACAAGUCCACAUGAAGCACGCCUGCUCAGACUAUAUCCUACCGAUGACGUUACCGAACAUGUCCGUUGCGAUUUCAAGACAUUUGCACUGACAAACAUGCCCUUGUUUGUCGCCAUCGAGAAUGCAAGAGGAUACCGGAAGUUCCUAGAGCUUGUGGAAGUAGAAGGUCGAGCUCUCUUCAUUUCCUGUGCUUUGGAACGCUUUCUCCGAUACUUGCGAACCAAAAUCAAAACACCAACGCGCCUCUGGGUUCGAUAUGCUUGUGUGAUACAGGUUGAUCCUCAGAAGCAAGAAGCGUACUGGACACGAAAAUACAGCGGCAAAAUGUAUGCCAUGGCCUCUCAAGUAUUUGACAUGCACCAGAUCAAUAAUCGUCUCAUCGAGAAUGGCUCUUUUGAAAGAAUUAUCGACUUACGGUUUGCUGAAUGGAAGAAAGGGUGGUGA
Messenger RNA from Ascochyta rabiei, 483 nucleotides. RefSeq lists its product as uncharacterized. Lineage: Eukaryota; Fungi; Ascomycota; Dothideomycetes; Pleosporales; Didymellaceae. The transcript is spliced from 2 exons. Bases 1 to 483 code for a protein of 160 amino acids. The record is from RefSeq and is a predicted model, not a curated record.